Molecule: messenger RNA, 1464 nt
Organism: Tetrahymena thermophila SB210
Lineage: Eukaryota; Ciliophora; Oligohymenophorea; Hymenostomatida; Tetrahymenidae
Exons: 6
Source: RefSeq, a predicted model, not a curated record
AUGUUAGAUUCUGCCUCUAACAAACUACAAACUAAUCUAGGAAAAAAUCUUAAACAUAUUGAUAGAGAUCUUGCUCUAAAAUCUCAGAAAUGCUCUAACUUACAAGGUGAUUCAAUGUCUAUUAUAAAUGAUAACGAUACAUAAGUAUCAAUAAACUCAAUAAAUAGUCUAUAGACAAAAAUUUUUUCUCAAAAUUUUGAAAAUUAUAGAAUUUAAAACUAAUAAGAAUUUAUGCUUGACAAUUCUAUUUAUGCCGAAUGUUGUGCUGAUAAAUUCUUAUUAUCAAAUAUUCCUCUAAACUAAUCGAGCAGUAUGAUAAGUGAUGAUAAUGAUUAUGAUUAUAAUGAAAACAUCUUAAAUAAUUCGAUUUUCCAAAAAACACAAAGCGAGUCCAGUAGCAUAAAAAGCCCUCUGAGCAAGAGAGUAACUUUCUAAGACUUAUCCUUGAAAAGUCCUUUAUAAUAAUCAAAUCUUUGUUGCAAUAAUUAAGAAAAAUCUAUAAAAUAAUUAUUUUCGUUUGAAAAAAGCUAAGUAGAAUAAAUGAUUAGUUCAUAAUCUGCUUAUUAGUCUAAUUAAUCUAGCUCAUAAAAAGUUAAAAAAUCUAUACUGAAGAAAUCUAAAACAUUUGAACUAAAUUUCAAAAAGGAAAAGGAAGGCUAACAGGAAAUUCCAACUUAAUAAUCUAACAUGGACUUUUGCAAUAUCAGAAAUGAAGAACUCAUUUAAAUAUUACUUGAAAAUGAAACUUAUAACUCCAAAUAUCUAAGAAAAUAUUUUUUUAGUGAUAUGACAACUAAAAUAUCUAGCUCUGGUGAGAGAAAAAGUAAGAUAAUUAUGCUCACACAUAAUUCAUUUUAUGUAUUACAAGAUUAUAGUAACUAUAAGCACAUAUAAAAAUUUGAUAUUUCUCAAAUCAACAAAAUAACAAUUAAUCCUGAAUAUCAAAAUGUUUGCUCAAUUGUCGUGAAAAAUUAGUUUUUAUUAAAUUUAUAAAUAAAUCAUUUUAAAGAAUUUAUAUAAUUUAUCUAAAACAUUUUUAAAUCCGUCUUAAAAAUGUUUAUACCAAUAAUAUUCGACAAAUAAAAAUAAAAAUUUAUUUAAUAAUCAAACAUUAAUGUAAACAAUAAAGUGGAAUCAAAGAUGGAAUCCUUUUUGAAUAGCAAAAAAAAAGAAUUUUACAUUUAAAUUAUGUUAAUAGAAAAUAAUAUUUUACAACAUGACUCUAAAACUAUAGGAUUACUUUAAUUCUUUUAAAAUAAAAUUUUAAUUACUGCAUUGUAGAAGCAUUUAGAGUUAAAUAGACUUACUGAAGUAGAUUUAUUUGAGAUAUGCACAUACAAAAGAUAAUUUAUGUUUAAAUCUCUCAGAAAUCCAGAUCAUUUAUACUUAACCAAGCUUUUGGAUGAUUAAGAAUUUUAACAAUGUUUAAGCCAACUAUAAAAUUUUGAAAAUCAAAUUAAAUGA